UAGUUGCCGUUACGUCGGCUCAGUGUAAUUGCGCGUACGCUUUCGAGAGAAUCUUAGAACAUCUUGAUCAAAUUCACUAGUCUUCGUUUGCUAUUAACACGCGUGUGAUAUUUCUACAUCUCUUUCUUUUUUUUUUUUUGCCAGCAAGGAACAACGCGUUGCUAGGAAUUCUCUUGUCCAGUAUAAGUGAAGAUGAAGUUUUUGUACGCCGGUUUUAUGUUUCUCGCAUAUAACUGUGUGACAUGGGGCCAGGAUUUAGCGUAUCCAACCGACGAGGAGACGUCUCACGUCAGCGGCGGCAACUCCACGGUAAUACAGGACCGUAUUCCGAUAUCAAUACCGGAUAGCUGCCCGAAGGACAUGCUUCUUUACCCAGGCGACAGUGGGAAGAAUUCCUGGGUGUGCGACUGUAGACCUCGAUUCUUAUAUUUCCCGUUGAAUAAUUCCUGCCACGAGGCCUACAGACAAGGUCCUUGUCCACCCAAGAAUUACGUCGUUCUCCCCGAGGACGAUGCGAUUCCUCGUUGCGUAGAGAAUCCCUGCUUGGAGGACGGCGUGGUUCCGUACAACGGCACGUGCUAUCCUCUCAGAACAAUAGGUGGUCCGUGUGCGCCCGAUGGGGUAAUAGGGGUGAACGAAACUACUUUCCAAUUGGAAUGUGUGGAAACGAGCAUUGCACCUUUCAUAAUAAUUGACCCUCCGAUGAGGACGUGUCCACCGGGUAGCCGUAGGAGUACACUUGGAGUGUGCAAAAAAGUAUAAGUGCAUAAAUAAAUCUUGAUCCAGUUGGUGUGUGAAGUUGGCACCCCCAAAUGCAAAUUUUGACAAAAUCUACGUGGCAUUAGAUUGUCCACAAUUUGUACGAUUUGUCCAUAAUAAUAAUUUUUUCUCCACCUUGCUACAAAAAAUUAUAAACAAAAAGUUAGAGCAAAUUUUGCCAGAAAUACUAAUAGGUAUAUUUAUCUUCAAAUUACAUGCAGGAUUCGAUUGCCCACAAUAAAAAAAAUUAAUUAUUAAUAAUAAUUAAUUAUAUUUAUUAUUAUUAUUAAUUAUUUAAUUUUUUAAAUUAUAAACAAAUGAAAAGUUAGAGCAAACUUUGUCACGAUCACUCAUAAGUGCGUUUAUUAUUUUUAAUUUACAUACAGAAAUCGAUUCAUAUUUUGUAGCAAGGUGGACGAAAAAUGAUUGAUGGACAAAUGCGUACAAAUUGUGGACAAUCGAAUCCCGUAUACCUAUAAUUGAAAAAAAAUGCACUUACGUUAAAAUUUUUUCCAAGAGUGGACAAAAAAUUAUUAUUAUUGGACAAAUAUGGACAAAUUGUGAACAAUCUAAUGCCAUACAGAUUUUGUCAAAAUUCGCUUUUAGGGGUGUCAACUUCACACUUGAUCCAGUUCGUCGCAUGCUCCUUAUUUUCGGGGUGCCCUAUACGAUUCAACAUAUGAGCAAUAUUGCAAUGUUAUAUACACUCAAUUUUCCAGCUUAAAAUUAAUAAACUACGUCAGGUUGGAUAAUUUCGAAUAAUUUUCCUUUUUUUUUUUUUGCGGGAUAACUUUGAUAUAUGUAUUUCGUAUUAUAAUUUAUAUACAAAAUUACACACGCGUUUUUAAUAGAUAGAUAUUUAAAGAACAUUAAAUAACAAAAAUUUGAUGUAGGCAUCAAUAACAUAUAUGUAUCUUUGAUUUUAUACUGUUAAUCUUAAUUAAUAACUAUUAUAAAUUAUAUACUUAUAUAAGAAUCGGAAAGAUAUAUCUUAAUCUUAAAAUUCACGGGUCUAUAUAAAUCACAUACAUAUUCAGAAUCAGAAAAAUAUAAAAGAAGCUACUGUUAAUAUCUAUUACUUUUACUAUAUUUCUAUAUAAUUAUACUUAUCUGUUUAUUAUACGUGGAAAUAUAUUGUGAUAUAUACAUUGU
Messenger RNA from Wasmannia auropunctata (little fire ant), 1911 nucleotides. RefSeq lists its product as uncharacterized. The transcript is spliced from 3 exons. Bases 193 to 762 code for a protein of 189 amino acids. Lineage: Eukaryota; Metazoa; Arthropoda; Insecta; Hymenoptera; Formicidae. The record is from RefSeq and is a predicted model, not a curated record.